This is a messenger RNA of Panthera uncia (snow leopard), 4736 nucleotides long. It is a transcript of the gene NELFA, whose product is annotated as negative elongation factor complex member A. The record is from RefSeq and is a predicted model, not a curated record. The coding region runs from base 335 to 1828 and encodes 497 amino acids. Gene Ontology annotation, cellular component: NELF complex. NCBI's taxonomy places the organism in Eukaryota, Metazoa, Chordata, Mammalia, Carnivora, Felidae. The transcript has 11 exons. Gene Ontology annotation, biological process: negative regulation of transcription elongation by RNA polymerase II.
GGUGGCUUGUGCGGGAGCUGUGCCGAAGCGCCCGCGGGGGGCCGGUCCGCGCCGCCCGGCCUCCCCGCCCGCGGCCCGCGUGCCUUUACCGCGGCGGGUGCCCGGCCGGUAGUGGGCGGGGCUCGGCUGGAACGGGCCGGGGGCUGCCGCUUCCCGCGUGGCGCGUGCGGCGUGGCGCGUCCGCUCUGCCGCCGGCCCUGGGCCAUUUUCCUUGCGAGUGGCCUUCCCUUCCCGGGGCAGGCAGCUCUCCGUCCACCCCGACCUGGGGAGACCGUGGCUGGCGGCCAGCUUUGUGCGCUGGCGUCCUGCUGUUGCCCGCGUCGUGGUGUUUGCGAUGAAGGGCGCCCUGGCGGAGAUUAUCCAGCUGGCUACCCUGGACUCGGACCCCUGGGUUCUCAUGGUAGCUGACAUCCUGAAGUCCUUUCCCGACACCGGCUCGCUUAACCUUGACCUUGAGGAACAGAAUCCCAACGUUCAAGAUAUUCUAGGAGAACUUAGAGAAAAGGUGAAUGAGUGUGAAGCGUCGGCCAUGCUGCCACUGGAGUGCCAGUACCUGAAUAAAAACGCCCUGACGACCCUCGCCGGACCCCUCACUCCCCCAGUGAAACAUUUUCAAUUAAAGAGGAAGCCGAAGAGUGCCACGCUGAGGGCAGAGCUCCUGCAGAAAUCCACUGAGACGGCCCAGCAGCUGAAGCGGAGCGCGGGCGUGCCCUUCCACGCCAAGGGCCGGGGACUGCUCCGGAAGAUGGACACCACAACCCCACUCAAAGGCAUCCCGAAGCAGGCGCCCUUCAGAAGCCCCACCACCCCCAGUGUCUUCAGCCCCGCCGGGAACCGGACCCCCAUCCCGCCUUCGAGGACCCCCCUGCGGAAGGAGAGGGGAGUGAAGCUGCUCGACAUUUCUGAGCUGGACAUGGUGGGAGCCGGCCGAGAGGCAAAGAGGAGGAGGAAGACGCUGGAUGCGGAAGUGGUGGAAAAGCCAGCCAAGGAGGAGACCGUCGUGGAGAACGCCACCCCAGAUUACGCGGCCGGCCUGGUGUCCACACAGAAACUCGGAUCCUUGAACAACGAGCCUGCGCUGCCCUCCACGAGCUACCUGCCUGCCACCCCCAGCGUGGUCCCGGCCUCGUCCUACAUCCCCAGCUCCGAGACCCCACCAGCACCGUCUUCUCGGGAGGCUGGCCUGCAGGCCAGCCGGCCGCCUGAGGAGCCCAGUGCCCCAAGCCCUGCGCUGCCAGCACAGUUCAAGCAGAGGGCACCCAUGUACAACAGCGGCCCUAGCCCUGCCGCAUCCACACCCUCAACGCCCACCUCUCCCCUGACGCCCACCACACCCCCGGCCGUCACCCCGGCCGCCCAGACGCCUCCGGUGGCCAUGGUGGCCCCACAGACCCAGCCCCCUGCCCAGCAGCAGCCCAAGAAGAACCUGUCCCUCACGAGAGAGCAGAUGUUUGCCGCGCAGGAGAUGUUCAAGACGGCCAACAAAGUCACACGGCCGGAGAAGGCCCUCAUCCUGGGCUUCAUGGCCGGCUCCCGAGCAGCCCCUGCCCUCCGCAGAGAACCCGUGCCAGGAGCAGGGCGACGUGAUCCAGAUCAAGCUCAGCGAGCACACGGAGGACCUGCCCAAGUCGGACGGCCAGGGCAGCACCACCAUGCUGGUGGACACCGUGUUCGAGAUGAACUAUGCCACAGGCCAGUGGACGCGCUUCAAGAAGUACAAGCCCAUGGCCAACGUGUCCUAGGGGCCGCCCGCCGCCCAUGCUGGCCUUCGCCGUGGGGCUUGGCGGGACGGCCGCUCCCCGGGCUCCACCGGGCCCCAGCCCGCUAAAGCUUUAGGUUCAUUUCUCGGGGGUGUUCUGGACUUGUUUUUUAAAUUUUAAUAUGGGUUACCUUUUGUGUGAUUUCAGAUACUUUUUUGGAUUCAAUAUUACAUUUUUGAAUGUUCAAGUUAACCAGAAAAGUUAUAACUUCCUAAUUUUAGCGACAGCUCUGCUUAUUAGACUUUUAUCUUUUUUAUUUUUUCUUAAAUUCCACUGACCACGAAGGAGGGCUUUUCCUUGCUAGUGCGACGCUCUCCCCGCCCCACGAGGUUGAGGGGACCAAAGGGAUGCCUGGCGCGGUGGACAGGGUGAGGUAGGGCUGCCGAGUACCCCAGGGCGGGAGAUGCGGGCCCGCGCUCACCGCCCGCAGCUUUUGUAUUUGUCUUUUGUACGGUUGUGAGCGUUGAGACCGGUCUUCUGGUACCUGUUUUCAUUGUAAAACUAUCUGAGUAAUUAAAGUCUAGCUUUUCUAAAGAAAGCCCCGCCGCGGUGUUUCGGGCCGGCCCGUCCUCUCCUCUCUGCUCCAGGGCCGCAGCCCCCAUUGGGGUGGGUGGCGGCGGGCUGGCAGGAUGGCCACUCCCCGACUAAGGGGAGCCAGGGUCCAAGGCUGUCCUCAGGGAAGACGGAGGACCCGGGGCGGGGCUGAGCGUCCGCUCAGAAGAGUCGGCAGCUCCUGACCAUUUCACCCUCGAUGGGGAUUUGCUCAUCAGAGUGUUUAAAAAGGGGGGGGGGGGGGGGGCAUUUUUCCGAAAGGAGAGCUACACUUACUGUUUGUGGUGUUUGCUAUCCCUCCGAGGCCACGGUCAGCUUCUACCAGGGCAAGUGAGCGGUGGAGCGACAGCCUGAGGACAGAGCCCUUCCCGAGGGAGGGCAGGCGGGGCUGUGCCAGCAGCCUCGGAAUGACCACGCAAAGUAAGCGGAAAAGUGGGAAAAAGCCCAGAACUUCAAAACGCAAUCCCAUAUAAAAUAAGUUUAAGAAAAAAAGCCUUUAAAAAGUUUUUAAUACAAAAAUACUCACAUACGGUUUUCCAAACACGGCUUCCCACUUUAAAUGCUAUUCUCCGACUGGCGGUUCCCGAGCCUACAGUUCGUCUAGCCCCCCCCCCCCCCCCCCCCCCCCCCCCCCCCCGCAGGAAUUUCAAGUUUUUAAGUCUAGCGAAACCGGUGAGAGCACCGAGUGUUCCUAUGAGGAGCCUGACCUCAUUCUGUAUGAAGCGUAGACACCAACAGGCACAUUUAAAUUCAUAUUUAAUUUCUGACAGGGCAUUUCACAUCUCAACAGGGUACGUACGCUGGACAGCACGACGCCCGCGACAGCAUUUCCCUCUAGUGACUAACAUCCAACACUAUGCUGCUCAGAGGAUAUCGAGAAUUUGGCAACAGUCCUUUGCGUUAACUUUCCUCAAAACAGGCUUAUCUUUAAUUCCUGGAAACCAGGUAGUUCUGGAAGAUGGGCACGAUACACACUGUGGUUUUUACGUCAAGAUAAGAAUUUCAAAGGCGUCAGACGCGCAGACCUGAGUUCGUGUGAGGCCCAGGAAGCAAGGGAGGCGGGCUGUCCACGCGGUUCCUUAGCGACCGGGGCAAACGGGGUCGCUGGGCCACUCCAGUCCCCACAGUGGUCCUAUUUCCUGACUGCCAGAGUGGACGUGUCCUUGUGCCCCGUGCGGUGUGCGAGGCGCCCGGGUCCCCGGAGGCCAGUGUUGGCACGGGAGGGCGAGACCUCGCAGGCCACGGGCACAGCACCGGUCGUUCUGACGCUGAGGGAUCCGGAGGUGUCGGGGCGGCUUUCGUUUUGUUUCUGCUUCACAUUGGUGACAAAGGGGUGAAGCUGACGUUCCUAAAGACCGAAUCACCCCCCCCCCCCCCCCCCCCCCCCCCCCCCCCCCAAAACGAGCUCUCCCUCAGAUUCAGAGCAAAGCCCUGGCAGGAAGGCCCUUCGAGCUCAGCCGCCGCGCCUCAGCCUUGUUGUACUCGGAUUCGCAAACCAGUUUUCUAGAGAUUUUCAAAGUUAGUGUUAUUUGCUCAUUAGUUUUAAGUUUUUGGAAAGAGGGUAACCAUGUUUAAAAUAAUUUUUCCAGCAUUUCCUUCAGAUCGUAGAAUUUGAAAAUAUCAAAGUGACUCAAAACUCACAAGAUUUUACUACCGUCAAGUACAAAAAUAAGUUAAUCUGCUCCCCAAAGUGCGCUGCAAAGCCAGUCUGAUGGUCUGACUUCUGGUGGGAGAGGAGAAGCGAGGGGCGAGGCUUCACCCAAGGCCCUGGGCCAUGAAGAGCGGAGCCCGCAGGCCUCGGGGAUCCCUCAGGCCCUGAGCCGGAGCGCCAGGGCAUGGGAACGCUGCUGGGCUCGUCGUGGGAACAACCUUCCAGGUUGUUUGGGGAAGAAGGAGCAUAAAUCUAUGAACCAAUCCAGUAUUUUCUUGGGACGAUUUGAGAGAAACGAGUUCUACGCGGAAGCACCCCACAGUUCCCCGGGUCCUACUGAGCAAGUGCAUUUCCAGAGGUCACCUACGCCACACGCAGGAGGGGUCCACUGAUGACCAAGCUCUCGUGUCUCCUUCGUGGCCGCGGAUGGCUCCUUCCUCCAGGAUCACGAUAGGAGAAGGGCAGAGGGACGCCCGGGUGAGACCCUGUUCGUAGCGAGUGAGGCCCCGUCGGUGCCACGGAGCCUCAUACCCGAAGCAGACUCUUCCCCGUGGUCCGAGCCCAGCAGAGACCGCUGCCCCCAAGAGCUCACGUCACCAAGCCACGGAGAAGCAGUUAAACGGGGGGGUCCGGGUCCAAGCAUGUCCUGCAGUUGCAUGAGGCAGAGGCAAUGAUGGAAGAGAAACAGGAGAGACCUCGGGAGUUUUCAACAAGGGACGUGUGUACAUCUCUGUUCUCCUUCGGUGGUUUUAAGAAGAACGAACCAGAAACAA